AGGGAGCUCUCACACUCCGUGCUCCUAACAAAUACGCGCUUCUGGUUGCUCAAAGACCCCUUACGCUUAACGCUGACAGCAUUCUGAAAUGGCGGGGAUGAUAUGUCCCGUGUCGUCCUCGACCUUGCCUCGGAUCUCCGCUGCCCUCAAACAAUUGAAUUUAAGAAAUGCAACAGGUUCUGUAAGUGUAUCGUCUGCUGCAUGGAGUAGCAGAGCAUUCGGCCAGCCGUUGGUUCAGACAUCGACCCAGUCGCGGCAGUUUGUGUGCAAUGCCUUAAAUAAAGAUCAAUUGGACAAGGCUAAAAAGUUUCAGCUACAAGCCACCGAGGUUCUCGCAGAGCUUUUGAAAUCUAGUAACGUACAAUCGACAGCUGCGAAGUUGGUGGAUUCUCUCACCGAAGAGUUCUUCAUGGUGGCUUCGACCUAUUUUGAAAUGGCCAAGAAGGAAGGUAAUGCGGAGGUUAUGAAAAGAAUUGAGGGGGUACUAGAGGUUGCUAUGGCUGAGAAAGGCAAAACACUUAGGCCCGAGAUUCAACUCAUGAAUAAGUUGCUGAAUGAAAAAGAUCAAGGGAAGCGGGCAGAAACUAUGCGAAGUUAUUCGCAGUAUAUUACGGAUUCGGACGGCUACUUUUAUGAGCUGCUCCAGCGGAUGAACAAUGACGUGGAGGGUCUUAAAGACAGCCCCAAGAAACAGGAGUUGUUGGGAAAAAUUCGAACUGUCACGAAAGAGGUCAAAGAGACCGGCAGAGCAUUCAGGAAAGCGAAGUAGAGGCGAGAGAGAGUUUUGUAGAGGAGAAACUUGGGUAGUAAUGUGGAUGAGGUUGAGCAGGUCAGGAAUAAAAUUACGGACCAGUCCUUUGUGUAUAUUUGGAGCUGCGAAAUUCGAAUUAUGGAAGGUUGUCUCACAUGCAUUUUCCUUACUGUCGAUUGCUGUUGUAGAAAAGGUUCUUCCACUGAGGAAUGGACUUCUCAUUCACGGAGGAGCCACGUGAGGCAUCCAUUCAUAACAGUCCAGUUGUAAAACAUUCCAGACGCGUUCAGACGUUGUCACUGUAUCGGAUACCAAGAUUUUGGACAGAUGUGGGUGAAAAUUCAUUGUGUG
Molecule: messenger RNA, 1102 nt
Organism: Physcomitrium patens
Lineage: Eukaryota; Viridiplantae; Streptophyta; Bryopsida; Funariales; Funariaceae
Source: RefSeq, a predicted model, not a curated record